Messenger RNA from Talpa occidentalis (Iberian mole), 2066 nucleotides. It is a transcript of the gene SLC35E3, whose product is annotated as solute carrier family 35 member E3. Gene Ontology annotation, cellular component: Golgi apparatus. Lineage: Eukaryota; Metazoa; Chordata; Mammalia; Eulipotyphla; Talpidae. The record is from RefSeq and is a predicted model, not a curated record. The coding region runs from base 24 to 812 and encodes 262 amino acids. The transcript is spliced from 5 exons. Gene Ontology annotation, molecular function: nucleotide-sugar transmembrane transporter activity; antiporter activity.
CUUGGGGGGCGGCCGCUAGGACCAUGGUAUCGCUGGCUGACCGAGUGCGGGGCCACGGGCGCAUCGCCGCCGGGCUCCUGCUCAACCUGCUGGUGUCCAUCUGCAUCGUGUUCCUCAACAAAUGGAUCUAUGUGCACCACGGCUUCCCCAACAUGAGCCUGACGCUGGUGCACUUCGUGGUCACCUGGCUAGGCUUGUUUAUCUGCCAGAAACUGGACAUAUUUGCCCCCAAAAGUCUGCCGCCUUCCAGGCUCCUCCUCCUGGCCCUCAGCUUCUGUGGCUUCGUGGUCUUCACCAACCUCUCCCUGCAGAACAACACCAUAGGCACCUAUCAGCUGGCCAAGGCCAUGACCACGCCGGUGAUCAUAGUCAUCCAGACCCUCUGCUACAAGAAAACCUUCUCCACCAAAAUACAACUCACGCUGAUUCCUAUUACUUUAGGUGUAAUCCUAAAUUCUUAUUACGAUGUGAAGUUUAAUUUCCUUGGAAUGGUGUUUGCUGCUCUUGGUGUUUUAGUUACAUCCCUUUAUCAAGUGUGGGUAGGAGCCAAACAGCAUGAAUUGCAAGUCAACUCCAUGCAGCUGCUAUACUACCAGGCUCCCAUGUCUUCUGCCAUGUUGCUGGUCGCUGUACCAUUCUUUGAGCCAGUGUUUGGAGAAGGAGGAUUAUUUGGUCCCUGGUCAGUUUCUGCUUUGCUUAUGGUGCUGCUGUCUGGAAUAAUAGCUUUCAUGGUAAACUUAUCAAUUUAUUGGAUCAUUGGGAAUACUUCACCAGUCACACUGUUUAAUUCUUGCAGCAACUCCGAGUGGUAAAUUCUACCAUUGUAUUUUGAAGAGAAGCAAAUGAAGGUGCAGAGGUUAAGUAGCUCACCUGAGAUCACACUGAGCUGAGAAGUGUGGUUUCCAAAUUUGAACCCAUGUAGUCUUUUCUCAGAACAUGUGCACCAUGCUGCCAAAUCAGAGCAUCCAGAUAUAUUCCCUGAUUGAGAACACUCCUUCACUCAACAAAUAUUUAUUGACUACCCACUAUAAGCCAUUCACUGACCUAAUAAAUAUCAUGUACUGAAUAUCUUAUAUAUCACGCAGUGGGGAUAUGGCAGUGAACCAAAAAGACAAAAAUCCUUGCUCUCACAACCUAACAUUCUGGUGAGGAAGACAGACUAUAAAUAGGAAAAAUAAAAAAUAUACAUAGACAGUGUUAGAUAUUAAGCUCCAAGGAGAAAAUAGAGAAGCAGGCAUGAUACGUUGGGGUUGAAAUUUUAGGUAGGGUAUUCAGGAGGGACUCAACAAGAAGAUGACUUGUGAGUAAAGACUGGCAGGAAAUGAGUUCAUUCCAUGCAGAUGGAGCUGAAGAGCAUUCCAGGUGAGGGAACACCAGGUGAGAGGUCUUAGGACCAACCAGGAAGCACAUGUGAGUGGAGUAGGAUGAGCAGAGGGUGGAAUAUAGUAGGACUCUCAGAGGUAGCAGAAGCAAACUGAGUGUAGAUUUUAUAUAAGGACUAUUAUUUGGACGAGUUGAGAAGCCAUUCAAGUUGUGAGCAGAGAAAUGACAUCAUAUUACUUAUGUUUCAACCACACUCUGAGCGACUGUGUUGACAGUAGAUUAAAACAAGGCUUCUCAUCCUCAGUGCUAAUUACCUUUCAGAUUGAACAAUUUUUUUGUUGCAGAGGCUUGUCCUGUACAUAGUAAGAUGUUUAGCAGCAUUCCUGGUAUCUACCCAUUAGAUACCAGAGGUACCUCCCUCUAAUUAUGACAACCUGAAAAUGUGUCCAGACCUUACCUAAGUGAGAAUUUCUUUCUCAACCUAAUACUGUAGUCCUUUUACUUUGGAGAGAUCAACAGGCAUGAUUGAGGCAGUCUUCUGUAACUGCGUAAUUACUAAACUUGGGUUGUUCCAGUACUUCACUGAAGUUCAUUUUUGUGGGGCAAAGGAUGGUGGGGUACUGCUGUUCACUGUGUGUUUCAUGCUGUUCUUUCUAGCCACAGGAGGUUUGUGCAUGUGUGUGUGUGCGCGCGCACAUGUAUAUAAGACAAUAACAGCUGCUCUUUUUAUCCUUAGCCAGAAA